Messenger RNA from Centropristis striata (black sea bass), 1296 nucleotides. It is a transcript of the gene foxr1, whose product is annotated as forkhead box R1. The transcript has 7 exons. Gene Ontology annotation, molecular function: sequence-specific double-stranded DNA binding; DNA-binding transcription factor activity. Gene Ontology annotation, biological process: regulation of DNA-templated transcription. NCBI's taxonomy places the organism in Eukaryota, Metazoa, Chordata, Actinopteri, Perciformes, Serranidae. Gene Ontology annotation, cellular component: nucleus. The coding region runs from base 160 to 1056 and encodes 298 amino acids. The record is from RefSeq and is a predicted model, not a curated record.
UUGUCCCUGUAACCAGAUUGAGCACAGACUGAACUCUUCAGUUUAAUUGAGUCCAAUCAGUGUGUGCCACUCCAGCUGUGCAGCAGCCUGCAGGCUGCAACCUGCAACUCUCAUCAGAGAGCUUCUGAACUGAGCUGAGAGGAGAAAACACAUCCAGACAUGACGUUACAGCUUAAAACCAGCGAUCGCCUCUUUGACCUGCACUGCACUGUGGGCCUGAUGGACUGGGACAUGGACAAGGAGCUGAAACUGGCCACAUCCACUGACCAGUUCUACCACGAUGAAAAAGUGAAUGAUCAGUAUGUGGUGCAGAGGCCGUCUGCCAGAGCCUCCAGGAGAAAAGAUGAAUUCACUUUUUACGACAAAAUGUCAGACACCUUUGUGAAGCCUAACUUGUGGCUGAUGGUGAAUCCCAACAUCGUCUGCCCGCUGCAGUAUGGAAAGAACACUGCAGAUCUGCAGAGUCGCUUUGAACCUGCGGAGGAAAUCCAAACAGUGAAGUCUGCAGAGACCCAACAAAGACUCACCACAGAGCUCCACACGUUCUCCUCCCAUGAUGCUCCUCUCCAGCAGCAGCUGCACUCCACUGAGGACAUGAUCAAGACUGAAGACAUUUCCUGUCAACCAGCCAAGAACAAACGCAAGGGAAGAGCCACCAAGGCCAGGGACAAUAAGGCCCUGAAGCCUGGCUGCUGGCCCCGUCCACCUGUCAACUACUGCAUCCUCAUCGCCUUGGCACUGAAGAGCAGCCUCAGUGGGAGCCUCAAAGUCCAGCAGAUUUACAACUUCACCAGAGAGCACUUCCCCUUCUUUCAGACGGCUCCAGACGGCUGGAAGAACACCAUCCGACACAACCUCUGCUUCAACAACAGCUUCCGCAAAACCUUCAACCAGCUGUGCAGAGACGGCAAGAGGAAGUCCUGUCUGUGGCAUCUGACUCUGGACGGCCACCGCCGGCUGAAGGACGAGAUCCAGACGCUGUCAGAAGAAUCCUUAAAGCAGCUGCAGAGGAGCAUGUCCCGCCCAGAUGUAAUCCAGAGUUUAUUUGAAAUAUGACUGCAGGCGUAAAAAAAAAAAAAAAAAAAAAGGUAUCCUGGUCAAAAUCACUGCAUAAUAAAACUUUGUGUGCAGUCGUUUUCUUCUGUUAUGCUGAAUAUUAUUUAUGAAUGUUUCUGUUUAUUUUUUUGUAAAUAUUUGAAGAAACUUUUUAUUUAUUUAUUACAAUAACAAAGUGCAGUCCUGUGAAGAUAUUUGCACAAAGUUCUCAGUUAAAUUAAAUAUUGUGGAUACGAUCAA